This is a messenger RNA of Saprolegnia parasitica CBS 223.65, 1140 nucleotides long. RefSeq lists its product as hypothetical. Bases 51 to 1088 code for a protein of 345 amino acids. The transcript has 7 exons. The record is from RefSeq and is a predicted model, not a curated record. Gene Ontology annotation, molecular function: protein binding. Gene Ontology annotation, cellular component: cytoplasm. Lineage: Eukaryota; Oomycota; Saprolegniomycetes; Saprolegniales; Saprolegniaceae.
AAAAUUCCAUCCAAAAUAGAAAUCGCAAUCGCAUUUUUCGCCAAGCCAUCAUGGGGAACACGAUCGCGCAGUUGGCGCAAGACCACAAAUGGACCGAAGUCGUCGAACGCAUCGAGGCCCACGCCGUCGAGGACAUCAACGUGACGGCUGGCGGUCUGGACUGGACGACGCUGUCACUCGCCGCCUGGGAUGGCCAACUCGACGUUGUGCGCUUGCUUCUACGCUAUAAGCACAUUCGCGUGGACCAGCCCAACCUCGAUGGCAUGACACCACUGCAUGAGGCCGCCAAGCACGGCCACCUCGAGAUCGCCCGCGCUCUCAUUGAUGCCGGCGCCAACCCCCACGCGACCAACAACGAGGGCAACAAGCCGCUGGCGUUCGCAAGCGGCAGCCAAAUGAACGAAUUCUUGACGAUGUGCAUGCUGCCCGUUGGCGUUUGCGCAGAGCGCCACGAGUGGCACGAGGUCAAGCGCCGCGUGACGCGUCGGCUGCUCUCGGAUGUCAACGCUAGCUUUGGCGAGCGCGGCUGGUGCUUGCUCUCAUACUGCGCCAUCCACGACCAAGUCGAGCUCGUGGACCUCCUAGUGCGCUACAAGAACAUCUGCAUCGACCAUGCCAAUAUGGAUGGCAUGACAGCGUUACACGAAGCGGCCAAGCACAACCAUUUGCAAGUUCUCUCCAUCUUGAUGCGUGCAGGCGCCGAUCCAUCGCUGCUCAACAAGAACGGCGAGACACCUGCGGACUUGACGACAAUGGACGGGCGCGCGCUUCUUCAGCUGCCGCAGCCAGUCGCCGCGGUGCCCGCCGAGGUGCACCGCUGCCCCCACUGCACGUACGAAAAUCCUCGUCGCGACGGAGCGUGCGCCAUGUGCAAGAUGGACAUGCAGACGUCGGAAGACGCCGUGGCCGCGCUCAUGGAGCGGAUCGCGCUCAUGGAGGAAGCCACGCUCUGCGCGAUUUGCGAGGAGCGGCCGAAGGACACUGUGUUUACGUGCGGCCACGAGACGUGCAUGACGUGUGCGCAGCGCAUGACGAGCUGCCCCAACUGCCGCGAACCCAUCACGGCGCGCAUUCGCCGCUUUGUGUGAGCUUGCAUGUUAUUUCUGCACCUCUCCAAGGAUAAUCGUGCGUCUUCCUGUC